Molecule: messenger RNA, 3036 nt
Organism: Pezoporus flaviventris
Lineage: Eukaryota; Metazoa; Chordata; Aves; Psittaciformes; Psittacidae
Gene: NCAM2
Product: neural cell adhesion molecule 2
Exons: 13
Coding region: 158-1822 (554 amino acids)
Biological process (GO): cell adhesion
Cellular component (GO): membrane
Molecular function (GO): protein binding
Source: RefSeq, a predicted model, not a curated record
GCCUCCCAGAUAUAGUGCGGCACGGGGAGGAGGUGGCAGGCAGUUGGUGAGGUGCGCUCCGCGGGUGCGGAGUGGCUGCGUGGACGGCAGCGGGGGUUUGCCUGAUCUGGUUGAGCACCUCUAACUUGGAACUGUCCACCGGUGCGAGCUGCUGAACAUGAGUCUUCUGCCUCUCUACCUGCUCGGAUUGCUCCUCAGUAGCGGGCAAGCUCUACUUCAAGUUACAAUUUCACUUAGCAAAGUUGAGCUGAGUGUGGGUGAAUCCAAGUUCUUCACAUGCACGGCCAUUGGUGAGCCUGACAACAUAGAUUGGUACAGUCCACAAGGGGAGAAGAUUGUUUCUAGUCAAAGAGUGGUUGUUCAGAAAGAAGGUGUUCGAUCACGUCUGACCAUUUACAAUGCAGAUAUAGAAGAUGCUGGUAUAUAUCGAUGUCAAGCAUCAGAUGCUAAAGGACAAACUCAAGAAGCUACUGUUGUUUUGGAAAUUUAUCAAAAACUCACUUUCCAAGACAUAGUAUCUCCACAAGAGUUCAGGCAGGGAGAAGAUGCAGAAGUUGUUUGCCAUGUUACUAGUUCACCUGCUCCUGUUGUCAGCUGGUUAUAUCAGAAUGAGGAAGUCACAACUAUUGCUGACAAUCGAUUUGCUGUAUUAGCAAACAAUAAUCUCCAAAUUCUUAACAUCAAUAAAAGUGAUGAAGGAGUAUACAGAUGUGAAGGAAGAGUGGAAGCAAGAGGAGAAAUUGACUUUCGGGACAUAAUUGUUAUUGUGAAUGUUCCCCCAGCAAUUACUCUGCUACAGAAAUCUUUUAAUGCCACUGCAGAUCGAGGAGAGGCAAUAACUUUAUUCUGCAGAGCCACUGGAUCACCUCCACCUGAAAUCAGUUGGUACAGGAAUGGUAAACUUAUUGAAGAAAAUGAAAAAUACAUGCUAAGAGGAAGCAAUACAGAACUAACAAUAAGAGAUAUAAAGAACACUGAUGCGGGUCCUUAUGUCUGUAAUGCUAAAAACAAAGCAGGAAAUGAUAAAAAACAGACAAUCCUUCAAGUUUUUGUACAGCCUCAAAUAAUACAACUUAAAAAUGAAACCACGUUUGAGAAUGGGAAAGCCACCCUUAUCUGUGAAGCAGAAGGAGAACCCAUCCCAGAGAUUACUUGGAAAAGGGCCAUUGAUGGAGUAACUUUCUCUGAAGGUGACAAGAGCCCAGAUGGCCGUAUAGAAGUCAAAGGGCAGCGUGGAAAAUCGUCACUGCAUAUUAAAGAUGUGAAGUUGUCAGAUUCAGGGAGAUAUGACUGUGAAGCUGCAAGUAGAAUUGGUGGGCACCAGAAGAGCAUGUACCUUGAUAUUGAAUAUGCUCCAACAUUUGUGUCAAAUCAAACUAUGUAUUACUCUUGGGAAGGUAAUCCCAUCAAUAUAAGCUGUGAGGUGCUAGCAAAUCCGUCUGCCUCAGUUCAGUGGAGAAGAGGAAAAUCAGUUUUACCGGUAAAAAACACAACACAUCUGAAGACCUACAGUACAGGAAGAAAGCUGAUUCUAGAGAUUGCUCCCACAUCUGACAGUGAUUUUGGACGGUAUAAUUGUACAGCCACAAACAGAAUAGGAACAAGAUAUCAAGAGUAUACACUUGGUCAAGCUGAUGUGCCAUCAAAUCCUUCUGGAGUACGAGUUUUAGAGUUGUCACAAACUACUGCCAAAGUUUUGUUCAAUAAGCCAGAUUCACAUGGAGGUGUGCCCAUUCAUCAUUACCAAGUGGAUGUAAAAGAGGUAGCCUCAGAUACCUGGAAAAUAGUUCGCUCCCAUGGAGUUCAAAGCACUGCAAGUUAAAGCAGCCCCAACCAUCUUCUGAUUUAUACAGCAGGAAGUGAAUGAUAGUUUUGCAGCUAUCAGCACAGUGAUGGGAGAAAAAAAUGUAGUAUAGCAUAUGAUCUAAUGUGUGUUAUUUCUUUGCCUUUUGCAUCCCAUAACCCACACACAAAAAUGCUCUACUAAGCAGACCAUGUUCCAAAUCAUGGAAGCAUUUUAAAGAAAAAUUAAUGAACAUGUAGUUAACAUAUAUUCAAAGAAAGACUCCGUAUCUUCUGUUUUUCUUAACCAAACACAGAAACUGUGUGUAUAAAUGUAAUACUGUAAAUCAUAGUAGCAUUAAUUUUAGUCCAGUAAGCUAGUUUUUCUUUCAGUACUAGAAGAUCUAAAGACAGUAUGUUUCCUCCAGUUGCAGGGCAUACGCAUUAAUGAACAUUAGUCUACCUCUUCCCUUUUUUUCAUGUUACGUUUCAGAUCAAGUUUGACACUUUUUUCUCAUAGCUGCUUCCUUCAGCAAAUGGGCAAUAACUUUCUCUGAUGGGAACUACACUAUACCAAAUACAAAAACUGGAGUGACCAGUCUGAGUAAUAGGGUGCAGUGUACUCAAAUGAGGCCAAGCCCGGUAACUAUGGAGUGCAAUCAUAUGGAUGCAUAAUUUAAAUGUAAAGCCAGAAAAAAAAAAAAAAAAAAAAAAGUUCUAUGUUAACUUUGUAGAAAAGUGUAUUUGCGUUGCUUCCCAUAAAGCUUUAUUUUCUAUUAUUUCUAUUAGUGUGAAGUUUAUGAAAAGAUUAAUUGAUUACAUUAGGGAAAGAUGUAUAACUUGACAGACUCUUGUUAUUAGAGUUGCCUGGAGCUUCCUGUGAAAGUUCACAUUGAUUUUGAAACAUUCUUUCAGUGUUACAUGGCCUUAAGUGGUAAACAGCUAAUUUUGAAGGUUUCUGUAUAACAUGAUUUGAUCUUUUUGGAACUUUUGGAACAGUACAAUAACUGUUUGAAUUGUAAUUUAUUCUAAAAAACAGAGUAGAAUGGCAGGUACAGAAACCUGCAAUCAUCAUGAAGACAAUACCACUGUGAAGUAGAUUGUGGGUAUUUAGGAUCUCUGCUGCUGUUCCUAAUAAAAGUGAAUAUACAGCUUCUUUGAGAAAAAGUCUCUAAAUGCUGCCAUGUUGUUUCCCUAUGUCUUCCUUUUUCCAAUUUGCCUUUUUGUAAUUUAUUCUCCUUUCUCACUUGGAAG